This is a messenger RNA of Hyposmocoma kahamanoa, 1405 nucleotides long. RefSeq lists its product as uncharacterized. Lineage: Eukaryota; Metazoa; Arthropoda; Insecta; Lepidoptera; Cosmopterigidae. The annotation marks the transcript as partial. The record is from RefSeq and is a predicted model, not a curated record. The transcript has 4 exons.
AGAAAGAGAGAUCCGAUUGACUUUAACGACUUCAAAUACCAACUGAUAAAAUUCUUUUUAUAUGUGUUUUGAUAGUGGGCCGUGCGUGACAACUACGCAUUCGGCCGUUUCAAUUGAUCAGGUUAAGGUAGUUUACGUGGUCGCACAAUAGUGUUUUAUUAAAUUUACGAAACUUUUGUUUGGAUAAUUAAUGUGUUACAAGUGACUUAAAAUGUGAACAAGAAUAUGUACGAGAGUUACCUACGAAAGAGUUAAUUGUAAUUGCGCGAUUAAUAAUUCAUUAAAACCGGUUUAAUGCUAGUGGUUGAGUGCGUGAUACGAAGACGUUGCAAUGGCAUUUUCACUGAAUAAAUUGAAGAAUUUUCUGAACAGUAAUAAGGAUGGCGGUGGUCAGUUGGCUGGUAGUGGUAGUUUGGAGCCGGAGAUAGGGUUUAAAUUGUCUCUGCACCCGAUCAACAAGAAUUUAUACGUGACCGUCAUUGGCGCGAGACACCUUCCGUCCCUAUUCGGUUUGAGUCGCGCCCAUGGAUACCUUGUUAAGGUAAAAUUAUUCCCUGGCGAUAGCAAAUUUGAGACCACAUUGCAAGAAAGCUCAUGGCCUGUUUGGAACGAGGACUUCAAAUUCCAAUUGAAACCAAAAGAAACAGCAAAGAAGAGUACAGAGAAAAUCGAUCUUCAAAGCCAACUAGCCGGCCACUUCUUGUCUUUAACCAUUUACGCAGUAUUAGAACCACCAAAAACAGACUCCGACAAAAGAAAAUAUAGUAAAACUUUGGAUGCUAAAAAAACUCCAAAAGUAACAGAACAAGAGGAACCUAAGGCCAAAUCUGGGUUUUUGGAGAAGACUUUUAGCAGUUUUAAGGCUACGAAAGCUGAAUCUGUAGCUCAGAAAUCAGUAUUAGAAAAGCGACGAACUGUGGGGGCAGCGACGUGGAAUUUCGACGCGAAAUUGUUUCAGAAUGAUCUCAGGAAUGGCUUGAUUGGCACUCCGGACAUCUGGAGGCCAAUUAAUGCCAUUGCCAGUGGCCUCACCGGUGUGAAUGAUGCGAGGAGAGAAAACAAGAAGGGCCAAUUGGAGGUGACCCUUCUAUACACGAGUAGUGAAGAUGGCCUCAAUGACAUCGUACAGCUGACAAUUAACCGGUUGCGUUGCAGCGUGCAGACUAUGCAGGAGCAGGAGCAAUUCAAGGCACCGCUAUACCUGAAGGCCACCAUUCUGGAAGCAAGUAAAGCCGAAUGCUACUGGAAGAGCGACAGAUUCGUUCCCACCAUCUCAGCAAGAUGGGACCCAAAGUCUGCAACAGUCAAACUGUCGGUAUUCAAAGCCAAUUUGAACAAAGUCAGUGUGUACAUAAGUCUAGGAUGUAAAACUAAAAUGGCCAAGAAAGAAACCCUUGGUAAAGCU